Fulvia fulva is the source of this 2685-nucleotide messenger RNA. Its product is annotated as F-box/WD repeat-containing protein lin-23. Lineage: Eukaryota; Fungi; Ascomycota; Dothideomycetes; Mycosphaerellales; Mycosphaerellaceae. Gene Ontology annotation, molecular function: protein binding. The transcript has a single exon. The record is from RefSeq and is a predicted model, not a curated record. Bases 1 to 2685 code for a protein of 894 amino acids.
AUGAACGCCAUACGGCAACAGCCUCCUGAUGAAGGCUUUGCUGGCAGCGAUACCACCUCGCAACCCGACCCCGAUGAGCCCAUGAUGCAGGCCACCGACGACGUGCACCGCGACCACGACCUACACUACCAAGUGCUGAAAGCCGGCCUGCUGAAGCUACCCAAGUCUAAGCGACUGGAGCUGGUCAAGGAAGUAUGCGAUACCUUCCCCACUGCCGUGCUCUUCGACCUGCACAAUACCAUCGGUGCCCUGGUCUACUUCGAUCCCGUCAGGUACCUGCCCACCGAAUUGGUGCUGAACAUUUUCUCACAUCUCCCGCCGAGAGACAUACUCACCGCCUCACUUGUGUCGCGACCUUGGCGAGAACAAUCUCACGAUGAGCGUCUUUGGCACGUGUGCUUCGGUCGGGAGGGAUGGAGUCUUGAUAGGAACAAGAUGACCAGACACGAAGACUUGGCCAAGAGAAGAGGAGGACGCGCUGCGGAGCGAUAUAUGCGCGUGGGAGCGUCCACUCCUAGCCCGAGCCUGGAGAGACGAGAAAGUCGGAAACGAGUGCGUGAUGAGGCUUUCAACAGUGAGAACGAGGGCACCCAGGCACCAACUAGCGCCAGACAGGCUCAUACUAUCGAAGAAGACCUCGAGGACAGUGGCAGUAUGUCGGGUGUUGAGGUCGAGACACCUUCAGCUGUUCGGUCUACGCGAUCUGGUCACUCACGCUCCAAGAGACCUGCCACGCAACCGAUCGUGGAUCUGGACGACUGUCCCCGGUCGAAUGCUCUCACCGUGGAGCCGCCUGUGUUCAGCUCUUCCACCGAGCCUAAAGUCAGCUGGCCGUAUCUAUACAAGCAACGCAGGAGGCUUGAGAAGAACUGGGAGCUGGGCAAAUACAAGAUGUUCCAGCUGCCACAUCCUAGUCACCCAGAGGAAGGACACCGGGAGUGUGUCUAUACCAUUCAGCAUUCCGGAUCAUGGGUCGUGUCAGGAUCGCGUGAUAAGAGCAUUCGAAUAUGGGACCUGAGCACGGAUCGCCUCAAGGUACCGCCGCUGGAAGGCCAUGAAGCCAGCGUGCUAUGCCUUCAGUUCGAUGAAACCCCCGAUGAUAAGCAUGAUAUCAUUGUCAGUGGAGGCAGCGACAAUUAUGUCAUCGUCUGGAAAUUCUCCACGGGGCAGCUCGUCAAGAAAUGGAUGGCACACAGCGAGAGUGUCCUUAACCUUCGCUUUGACGACCGCUAUCUUGUAACUUGUUCCAAGGACAAGACGAUCAAGAUCUGGAACCGACAUGCGAUUGACUCCGAUGACCCCAUCGUGCCCACGGGUGUCGAUGACCCUUUCAGCCAGCUUUCGAAGCAGCCAUCCAUCAUCGAACCCUACCAGCUGCUCAAGACAAUGCAUGGCCAUCAAGCAGCCGUCAACGCUGUACAGAUUCAGGGAGAUGUUAUUGUGUCGGCUUCGGGAGAUCGUACAAUCAAGUCUUGGAACAUUCAUGACAACGGCUUCAAGCGCUCCUAUAUGGGCCAUACCAAAGGCAUUGCAUGCGUGCAAUUCGACGGCCGUCGUAUUGUCAGUGGGUCCUCCGAUAACUCCGUGAGGAUCUUUGACUUCCAUAGCUCAGCGGAGGUCGCUUGUUUAGACGGGCAUAGCAACCUUGUACGGACAGUACAAGCUCGGUUCGGUGACAUGCAGACAAGCACAGACGAUGAUCUUGCGGAAGAGUCUCAGAAAAUAGAUCAAGAUUUUCUCCGACGGCUUGACCAAGGGAUGCGACCUGCCGAAACGUCGAGACGCCGACGACCUCGUAAUGCUGGUUCGAGCCGCCCAGAAGACAUGCUGGCGUACGGUACCAAGAUCCCUCCUGGUGGCGGUGGCAGCCAAUGGGCCAGAAUUGUGUCAGGAUCAUACGACGAGACUGUCAUUGUGUGGAAGCGCAACAAGGAUGGUAACUGGAACCCUAGCUUGCGACUCCAUCAAGGGAUGCUGCUCAAUCAUCCCGCGACUACCAGAGUACGAGCUACAGCCGUGACGCAGCCGGCCAAUCUGCACAAUAUCAAUGCUCAGACCGCAGCUGGCCACACCGCCGCUGCCAUGCAAACGUCCAACCAACACCUAAUGGCACAGGCGCAGAGUCAGCUGAAUCAGGUGAACGCCAUGUUGCAGAAUCCGCCGAUAGUGCAGAACCACAACCAGACUCUGACCCAAUCUCACGUUGCUGCUGUGAACGCAGCCCAACCAAACCUCACCCAGCAGCUUCAAAAUGCUCAGCAAAACCAACGACCUCUCAACCAUGUUACCACUACUCACGGCUCGAUCCCCACUCCCCACGGCACUGUCAUACACACCACCAUGACCACAACGCACUCCACACAGCAACCCCCAACAGCUGGUCCGGCAAACCCAGGCGCACCCGCUCAAUCGGCCCAACCGGCCCCAGCACCACAAGCAGCACCCGCCGGCAAUGCUCCGAAUGCAGGUCCUGGCCAUCACCAUCAUCACGGACACCAUCAUCACCACGGUCAGGCCGGUAAUGCCCACGGAGGUCAUCGUGAGUCGAACCGCGUCUUCAAACUACAAUUCGACGCCAGAAGAAUCAUCUCCUGCAGUCAGAACAAGGUGAUCGUCGGCUGGGACUUUGCAAAUGGGGAGAAAGAUCUGGAGUGGAUUGGUGAUUGGAGUGUUGAAACUGCGUAG